This is a messenger RNA of Ochlerotatus camptorhynchus, 923 nucleotides long. It is a transcript of the gene Osi12, whose product is annotated as DUF1676 domain-containing protein Osi12. The transcript is spliced from 2 exons. The record is from RefSeq and is a predicted model, not a curated record. Gene Ontology annotation, cellular component: membrane. Bases 153 to 917 code for a protein of 254 amino acids. Lineage: Eukaryota; Metazoa; Arthropoda; Insecta; Diptera; Culicidae.
GUGAUCCGGUGUGCUUCCAGAGAAGAAGAAAUCCUUACCCCGUAACCGGAAAGGACCUCACUUAGUGUGGUGUGUUGUGUUGGAAAAGGACUUUUGUCGAAACAAGAAAAACCAAAAAACCAAAACGAAAGACGCAAAUCAAAAUAUACAAGAUGAAUCCUGUGUUACGAUCAGUGUGUGCCGUGGUGGUGCUAAGUGCGGUGGUCCUGGGUGCCACCGAGGAUUACCAAAGCCAAGGAUUACGUGCCAUCGUGCGGGUUUACGACGAGUGCUCCAAGGCCGAGGCCGGUUUUGCGCCGUGUCUCAAGAAGCGCGCCAUCACCUUCAUCGAUCGGUUGAGCCGCGUCGAUACGCUGGCCGUCGGCGACAUGAAGAUCGUCCGCAACGAGCGGGCCAUCGCCGUCGAGAGCAAACCGCUGACCGAGCUGGAGCUGGAGCAAACCCUGCCGCGGGGACUGGAAGCACGGGAUGAAGCACUGACCAACAUCCUGCUGGAGAAGAUUGCCGGAGUGUUCAGCAGCCGGACGAUUCAGAUUAGUCUGCCCAAGCUGUCGAGCGACGAACUUGGCCGCGGGCUGGAAGAAGGUCGUGGCAAGAUGAAGAAGAUGAUGAGCAUGAUGAUGAUGGGCUUCAUGAUGAAGAUGGCCGCCAUGGUGCCGGUUGCUAUCGCUGGAUUGUACCUGCUCGCCGGUAAGGCUCUGAUCGUGUCGAAGAUCGCCCUGCUGUUGGCCGGUAUCAUCGGACUGAAGAAACUGGUCGCCAGCAAGCAGCAGGGAGGCGGCGGCGGCGGCGGUGGCUGGUCCAGCGGUGGCUCGGGACACAGUGGCGGCUGGGACAGGCGGUCUGCUGACGUUGCUGCUGCUGCUGCCGCUCAGAACUUGGCCUACAACGCGUACGCUGCCAAGAACCAGGCAUAGUUCUCC